This is a messenger RNA of Phalacrocorax carbo (great cormorant), 2743 nucleotides long. NCBI's taxonomy places the organism in Eukaryota, Metazoa, Chordata, Aves, Suliformes, Phalacrocoracidae. The record is from RefSeq and is a predicted model, not a curated record.
AAUAAAAGGCCGUAGUAAAGGCAGGUAUUACACAGUCCAGACACUUGGAGCUGAACUUGAUCUUCAAGUCCCUAUUCAGCAACUUAGCAACAGAAAGCAGUCACUGAGAAAUAUUGCAGAGGACUUUUGCCACCUGCCACCACAACUGCAACCUCUGUCUGCUUGAAAGAGAAGAGAAAACUCCCAGAAAAAUGAUUUGCUUGUGGUUCCUAUCUCUUGUUGCUUAUGGACUUACAAUACUACAGGGGGUGAAUUGUUGGACAUACCAUUAUUCAGACAGAAACAUGACCUACAGGGAAGCAGAGUUGUGGUGCAGAGAGAGGUAUACACACAUGGUUGCCAUUCAGAAUAAGGAGGAAAUCAACUAUCUCAAUAAGUUCUUACCCUUCAAUCCGGGUUACUACUGGAUUGGAAUCAGAAAAAUUAACGAGGUAUGGACCUGGAUUGGAACUAACAAAGAACUGACAGAAGAGGCAAAAAAUUGGGCUUCUGGUGAGCCAAAUGGCAACGGGAACAACGAGGACUGUGUUGAAAUCUACAUCAAAAGAGGGAAGGAUGAUGGCAAAUGGAAUGAUGAGCAGUGUGACAAAAAGAAAGUUGCCUUGUGCUUCACAGCUUCUUGCAACCCAUCUCUCUGCAGUGGCCGUGGAGAAUGCAUAGAGACUAUUAACAAUCACACCUGCCAUUGUAACCCUGGAUUCUAUGGGCCUGAAUGCGAGUUUGUUGAGAGUUGUGAUCCACUAAAUAAACCUGAUCAUGGGAGCCUCGAGUGCAGCCACCCAUUGGAGAGCUUCAGCUACAACUCGUCCUGCACAGUUCAGUGUGAGGAAGGCUAUGAACUGACUGCAUUGGAAUCUAUAUACUGUACCUCUUCUGGGGUCUGGUCUGCCCCCCUUGCAGCGUGCAAAGCUGUGACCUGUCCUGCCUUAGAGAUGCCUGCUCAUGGUGCUGUGAACUGCUCCCAUCCCUCUGUGGAGCUCAGCUGGGGUACCACCUGUGAGUUCACCUGUGAGGAAGGAUUUACCCUGACAGGACCAGCCACACUGCAGUGUGGGUCUUCUGGGGCCUGGGACAGGCAGCAGCCGUCCUGUGCAGCUGUGAGGUGUGAGGCUGUAACAUGGCCAGAAGAAGGCUUUGUGACCUGUGACCACGCUCCUGCAGAUCUUACCUAUCGCUCACAUUGUGAUUUCCGCUGCAGCGAGGGCUACGUUCUGGAUGGCCCAUCCAGCAUUGAGUGCACAGCACAGGGACAGUGGUCAGAGCCAGUACCAAAAUGCAAAGUUGUACAGUGUGAACCACUGAGCUCUCCUGAGAAAGGCUCUAUGGAUUGCUUACAUGGUGCUGGGAACUUCACAUACAACACAGUCUGCUACUUCAGCUGUCUAGAAGGACGGAGGCUCAAUGGUUCUCAUGUUCUUGAGUGUAGUCAUUCAGGAAACUGGAGCGCUAGUCUGCCCACAUGUGAAGCUUCUGAACAAGUCAGCUAUGUCUCUGUGGGCAUAGCAGCCACAAGUGCCUCCCUGUUGUCCACAGCAUCAUUCCUCCUUUGGCUUGCAAGACGUUUCCGAAGAAAAGCAAAGAAAUUUACUCCUUCCAGUAGCUGCCAGAGCCUAACCAUCGAAGGUAGCUUCCAAAGUGCUGCCCAGAAUGUCUAACUCCAGCUGUUUCAGGAAUUGAAGCCAUCUUUACUUUUGACUCGGAGAUACCUGGAGAAUGAAACUGCACCCAAAUCAGCAGCUGCCCAGAUGUUUUUACCUCUUGCUGACAAGACGAUUGACCUUGUGUACUGCUCAGAAAUUUUGAACUCAAGCUGUCUGGUGUUUCCAUUUAAGACAAGCAGAGAGUAAAACUCUGUCCUUCUGGCAGAAUGCUGUCUAUAUUCAGUCAUGUAGUUAUCAUAACUGGGAGCUUGCCAUCUCUUGUCCAGAUGGUGAACAAAUAGUAAGCUACUGCCUAAAGAGGAGGCUGGUUUCUCCUCUGGUCUACUCCAAAGGUACCUUGGUGAGGUGAAGACAUGCAUUAUUUCACAUCACUUACUACACUGCUGGAGAUGUCUUCUCUGGAGAUGUAUGGGUAAUACUUGCAGAAACAGAAUAAUCGGGAUGAAAAAAUACUCAUUGAAUAGCCUUGAAACCAUUGAUCUGGUUUAUAGUUGAAGUCAGUUUAUUUUAAAAGGAUGUCCCAAUCAAUAAAUAUGCCUGUAGUGAUAUGGGCAAUUAUUUGGGUUUCUGCUGCAUGUCCCAGCAAGCUUAGGGACUUCAAACUUUUUUUGUUGUUGUAAUAGCACUAGGAAUCGUAGUGCCUAUACUAGGUACUUCAGUUUCUGAAUGCAGCAAGUAGAUCUAAAAUGAUCUCAUCCCUGUGGGAUUAUGUACUGUAAUACAGAUGUAUCACAAAUAUUUAAUUGUGUAAUUUUUACUGUGGAUAUUUCUUGCUGUUAACUGUAAAUGUAUUGUAAAAUAGCUGUUCCUGAGUAGGUCUGUGGCCAUUCAUCUGGUCCCAGGUAAUUUUAAAAUGAUUCAGAGGUGUUUGUAGGGAUUUAAUGCCAGUACACUAUUUACAAAUAAAAUGGAAGCCUGAGAUUUGUAUGUAUGUAUAUUGCAACUAUGAUUUAUUAAGCUGUUUAAGGACUUCAAAUGAGAAUGUUUUUCUUAGUAAGUUAUAUUUAAGUUAUAAAUUAAGAAUCUCUGAAUUAGAAUCUGAUAUGUAUUGUCCUAUUUGUAACAGUAUUUACUAAAAUGUU